Messenger RNA from Amblyraja radiata (thorny skate), 1582 nucleotides. RefSeq names its product zinc finger protein 239-like. Bases 180 to 1088 code for a protein of 302 amino acids. Gene Ontology annotation, biological process: regulation of transcription by RNA polymerase II. Gene Ontology annotation, molecular function: DNA-binding transcription factor activity; RNA polymerase II cis-regulatory region sequence-specific DNA binding. The record is from RefSeq and is a predicted model, not a curated record. NCBI's taxonomy places the organism in Eukaryota, Metazoa, Chordata, Chondrichthyes, Rajiformes, Rajidae. The transcript is spliced from 2 exons.
CGUGAGGCGGGGCCUCCUCUCAGCGCCGGGAGCUCAGGGUUUAGGAGUCGUUGCUGUGGACGUAGAGACGGGGAUGUGAGCGGCCAUUGAGGGGCGGCCAGGGUGCCGGUGAGCCCCUGCCCCCAUCUGCUCGGUGUGCGGGCUGAGCUUCGAGGGGCUGAGCUUCGAUACAGGACUACAUGACGGGGCACAACAAGCAGAAGCAUUAUGAGUGCGACGUGUGUGGCAAGGUCUAUCGGAGCCCUUGCCUGCUAGAGACCCACCGGCGGGUGCACACAGGAGAACGCCCCUUUGACUGCACAGAGUGCUGCAAGAGCUUCAACCGCUAUGACACCCUGCUGCGGCACAACCUCAUACACUCUGGUGAGAGGCCAUUCGGCUGCUCCACCUGCGGCAAGAGCUUUGCCCAGUGGUGGGGGCUGCGGGAGCACCAGCGGGUGCACAGUAGUGAGCGGCCCUUCACCUGCGCCGACUGUGGCAAAGGCUUCAAGUUGUCCUCGAACCUGAAGGUGCACAGGCGCGUGCACACCGGGGAGCAGCCCUACACCUGCAGCUACUGCUGCAAGAGCUUCACCCACUCCAAGAGCCUGCUGUCCCACGAGCGCACCCACACCGGUGAGCGCCCCUUCACCUGCACCAAGUGCGGCAAAGGCUUCUCCCGUUCCGACAACCUGCUGGAUCACCAGCGGACCCACACCGGCGAGCGCCCCUACACCUGCGCCCAGUGCGGCAAGGGCUUCACCCGCUCCAACAGCCUGCUGGUGCACCAGCGCACCCACACCGGCGAGCGCCCCUACACCUGUACCCAGUGCGGCAAGGGCUUCAUCCGCUCCAAGAGCCUGCUGGAGCACCAGCACACCCACACCGGUGAGCGCCCCUUCACCUGCGUCCAAUGCGGCAAGGGCUUCACCCGCUCCGACAACCUGCUGAAGCACCAGCGCACCCACACCGGCGAGCGCCCCUUCACCUGCGCCCAGUGCAGCAAGAGCUUCACCCGCUCCAACAACCUGCUGGAGCACCAGCAGGUGCACACCGGCGAGAGGUCCUUUGGUUGCUCCGACUGCGGCAAGAGCUUCAAUACGACAUAAAAGCUAAAGAUCCAUUGGCGGGUGCACACGGGCGAGAUGCUCUUCGGCUGCUCCACCUGCGGCAAGAGCUUUGCCGAGUUGUCAGGGCUAAGGCGGCUCCGGCAGGCGCACAACAGUGAGCGGCCCUUCACCUUCUCCGACUGCGGUAAAAGCUUCAAGUCGACGCUGGAACUCAAGGUACACAGGUGCCUGCACUCCGGGGAGCAGCCCUACACAUGCAGCGACUGCGGCAAGGGCUUCACCAGUUCUAAAAAGCUGUUGGAGCACCGGCGCACCCACACUGGCGAGCGCCCGUUCACCUGCGACCAGAGCGGCAAGGGCUACACCCACUCCAACAGCCUGCUGUCCCACCAGCGGGUGCACGCCGUGACCGUCCCUUCCCCAGCCCGGUGUGUGGAGAGCGCUUUGCCAUGGCCAACCACACCCUGUCUCACCAGCACGUGCACACCAGUGACCAGCCCUACGACUGCCCGUACUGCGGGGGUUGCGGCAAC